GUGAAAAAUAAAAACGAAUAGUCCUUAAUCCCCUUUCGCGUUUCACUACCAGACAAAAAGAAGGGCUGUAGCUGUAGCACACAUGUACCCACCGAUAGCUACCCGUUUGAACAGUCCGUCGGGUUUCUCUUCACUUAUCUCCCUACUUUGUCCUCAAUAAUCCCUACAACUCCAUGCUUACUAGGCUGGUUAUGGCUGCCGAUGCAUUAAUUACACACCAUUAAUGAAGAAGGACACUGCAAAUGGACUACGAGAAGAUAACCAAAAGCCCACCACAGCUGACCCCAUUCAUCCUAUUUUGGGAAGUGGGGGAGGAGGUCUGUCUCCUGCGAAGUUGAGGAAUAUGUUGAAGAAAAAGAAGAAACAAGGGGAAGAUGAACUCGAGUCAAGUACUUUCUCUUUGGGAUCUCAAACUUCUGAGAUUGACGACUCUGGUGAUUGUUUAGAGAAUUACAAAGAUGUUGAUGUUGUAAGUGUACUUCCGGAUCAUACGCCUGAUACAUUGUUACCAGAACCUGAUAACGACGACAGAUCGAAGGAUCAUGAUGGUGAUUUGGACUACGAGAGCGGGAUCGAUAAGGUAAAUGUAUCAGUACCAGUAUCAUUAUCACCCUUCGAGUUUCAGAAAUCCGAACGUUCCUCACAUAGAAAGAAGCCUUUAGCUCCAUUCUCCAAAGCGCCACCAUCAAAAUGGGACGACGCCCAGAAAUGGAUAGCUAGCCCUACAUCUACCCGUCCAAAAAACGAUUCAAAGAAAAACACUCAUGUCAACCAUGGAAACCGGCAACCAAUCACGAAGGUGGUGGUGGAAGUUCCAGUUCCAGUUCAAGUUCCCGUUCCCGAUCAAAGAUUAAUCCCUCCUUACGAAGAGCCUGACACCAAACAGAUGGAUUCGUAUAGCAGCAAAUCUGUACUCAUGAUUGAAGACACCGCAGCAGUUAAUUUAAGUCGCCAUGAUUCUUCUGUAUCGAUCCAGAACACAACGUUUGUCCCUCCUCCUUCAACAGCAAGAUCUGUAUCAAUGAGAGACAUGGGGACUGAAAUGACUCCGAUUGCUAGCCAAGAGCCAUCAAGAACAGGGACACCUGUAAGGGCCACGACUCCUAGUAGGAGUCCAAGUUCUUCACGACCUGCAACUCCAGAAAGAAUCACCAAUCCUUCAAAUCUAGGGUUGGAAGGUGGUAGUAACAGAGAGUUAUCUGAAAAGGAGUUGCAGAUAAAAACUAGAAGAGAGAUAAAGGCUCUUGGAACUCAGUUGGGGAAGACGAAUAUUGCUGCUUGGGCUAGCAAGGAAGAAGAAGAUAAAGAUGCAUCUUCUUCUUUGAAAGUUUUGGCAUCUGAAAAAUCGGGUAAAACUGCUAUUGAGAUGCGUGCAGCUGCUUGGGAAGAUGCUGAGAAAGCCAAGUAUAUGGCUAGGUUCAAACGUGAAGAGGUAAAGAUAGAGGCAUGGGAAAACCAUCAAAAAGCAAAGACUGAAGCUGAAAUGAGGAGAAUUGAGGUAGAGGUAGAGCGGAUGAGAGGUGGAGCACAUGAUCGAUUGAUGAAUAAAUUAGCAGCUGCAAGACACAAAGCUGAAGAGAAACGGGCUGCAGCAGAGGCUAAGAGAAACAGGGAAGCUGCAAGAGCAGAAGAACAAGCAGGGUAUAUUCGUAAAACUGGUCGAAUACCAUCUUCAUUCUCAUGUUAUAGAUGCUGCUUUUAAAGUUUUAAGUUAAAAAUUCUUUUGUUAGGAAACUCUGUGUCUGAUGGUUUUGUUGUAAUCCAAAGAUCUUUAUUAUAUAGAUGCCACGUUGUAUAAUCCAUUCAUGUUUCUUUAUCUUUAUAUGUUAGUAAAC
Molecule: messenger RNA, 1835 nt
Organism: Lactuca virosa
Lineage: Eukaryota; Viridiplantae; Streptophyta; Magnoliopsida; Asterales; Asteraceae
Source: the annotation of a GenBank genome assembly